AUGCAGUAUCUCUUGGCCGCAUCUUCUAUCCUCGGCGGUGUAUCCGCCUUGGUCGCCCGUGACGCCCCCUGUUGCUUCCACCUGUCCGCGGAUGGAGGCCCCGGAGGUCCGGUUGGCCAGCUUGAUGAUGGUCAGAACCGCAUUGGACAAGGUCUUCCAGAGGCGAAUUAUUGUCUCGACAACAACGGAGGUUUGACGGACCAGGACGGCAGAGGAUGCAUCCUAACUCCUCCAACCACCCAAUGGCAAUGUGAUGAAGGAGCCACUCCGGAUGGAGGGUUCAGCGUAGGCAAUGAUGGUGGGCUGAAACAUGAUGGCAGCACCACCUUCAUCGCUUGCCCGACUGGAGACAAUGGCGGAUGGAAUAUCUACACAGAGCGCAUCGAUGGCGAACCACUGUGCACGGAGAUCACCCUCACUGCGGAUAGUUGCGGCUCUGGGGCUCCCCCGACUGAGGGCAAGCCCAGUGAACCGGCUGGCACUCAACCUGCACAAACGCAGCCCGCUGGAACUGAACCAACUGGCGAUCACCCUUCACCGAGCCAGCCCGCUGGAACUGAACCAGCUGGCGAUCACCCUUCACCGAGCCAGCCCGCUGGAACUGAACCAGUUGGCGAUCACCCUUCACCGAGCCACCCUGCUGAAAGCCAGCCCACUGGAGGUCAUCCUACGCUGAGCCCGCCGUAUUUGAAUCAAACAACUACUGGCAGCCCUGGUGGUGAUGGUGCUGGCGGGAGUCAGCCAACCGGCGGUAACCCCUCUACGACCAGCAACCCAGCGAAGACGCAGCCAGCGGGAAGUAAGCCAGCGGAGACCCAACCGGUUGCGACCAAUCCUGCCGAGACUCCAUCAACCCCGCCUUCCGAGUCCUGCCCCGUGGACGAGGAUCUGAGCGGCCCGUAUGAGGCUCCUCAUCUGAUCAUUCCCGUCGACAGCUCCAAGCCGGACGAGGUGCCCGGAACCUCCUACUUCGGCCAGGUCACUCCUACCGUGAGCUCGAUCUUCAACUUCGACAUCCCUGAAAGCUACGCCGGCAGCAAGUGCUCGAUCAUUUUCCUCUUCCCGGAACGGUCCCGACUUGAAACGUCCAACUACACGAUCUCAGGCACUGGAGAAGUCCAAUUCGGGCUACUCGACAGCCCGGCUUCUGAGCAGACAUCGUUCAAUACUUCGCCGAAGAUCAAGACCGACCUUGGCAAGGAGAUGCUCGCCCCAGGAAAUAGCUACCAGAUCGAGACGCUAGAAUGCCCCGCCGGAGAAACCAUUGCGAUCAGUAUGGUGAGCUCUAAGGGGACGGAUUUCGAGUGGUUUGAAGACUACAACCCUGCACCGAUCGGGUUGUGGGUCACCAAGUGCUAA
Molecule: messenger RNA, 1359 nt
Organism: Eremomyces bilateralis CBS 781.70
Lineage: Eukaryota; Fungi; Ascomycota; Dothideomycetes; Eremomycetales; Eremomycetaceae
Exons: 5
Coding region: 1-1359 (452 amino acids)
Source: RefSeq, a predicted model, not a curated record